AUGAGUUAUCAGCCAGCUCCACCACAAGAAGAUGAUUAUACAACCACACCAAUAAAGUCUCCACGAAAAAAGCAUAUGAACAGUCGCGUUCCACCGCCAAGAAUUUCUCCUGAACUCGAGUUAUUAAAGCAAAAAGCAAUUAAUGGCGAAGAUAUCAGCAACUGCGAUUCAUCGCUGUUCCCAGAUCUUAUUGUUGCUCUCAAACAGCAGAGAGAUUUUCUGAUAUCAUAUGACCUUUACGAUGAUUCUGAAGAAUGUGAUAAAGCGUUAAAAGAAGUUAUGAAAUUAAAUGAUGCGAUUAUGAAGCAAUCCUCGCAAAAGAAAGCUGUCGUUGAAUACAAAGCAAGACUUUCUAAAGCAAAGAAAGAAUUAAUUGAAUUACAGCACAGAGCAAACAAAUUAGAAAAGGAACUUGAAAAGGAUUUAGAAGAGCAAGAUAAACAACUAGAAGAAAAGCAAAAGAAAGAAAUAGAAGAAUACGAAGAAAAAUGGAAUUCGGAAGGACAAUUAAGGCGUUACAAUCGUGCAUCUGGUACCCUUAGGAAUAUGAAAACGCAAGCAAUUCAUUUACUUAACUCUCAUCGCUACGAAGAAAUGAGAAUCGUUGAACAGCAAGCAAAUAGCCUUGCUGAAAGCGAAGCAAUCAGAUCUCAUCAGAAUAUGGAAGCUGACUACUCAAAUGGUUACUUAUUGCUUGAAAAAAAGCAUGAAGCUGAAAGAGCCCAAUUAAAGGAAGCCCAAGAAAGGAGAAGGAAGGUUUUUGAGAGCGCUAAAGAAAUUGAUGAAGAUGUCCUCAAAGCAAGAAUUAAAAAACUCGAAACUGCUUUGGAAGACGCAUCGAAUUCAAACAGAACUUACUACAUGAAUGUUAAGACCGCUCGUGCAAAUGGAACAAUACUGGCUGUUCAACCUGCAGGAAUGGGAAAAAAGAGAGUUGAUGUGACCAAAUUUAACACAUUAAAGCUUCCGGCGCUAAACCAUAUGCCGGAAAUGUUGAGGAGGACAAGAUCACCUACUACACCACGCUCUGCAAGGAAUCCACCACGUGGAAUGUCUUAUGAUAAAUUUAAUUUCUCAGAACUGAACUCUCCAUCCCCUAAUGGUCGUCCAUCUCCUAUGUCUCCAAGAUACCAGAGAUCUAACCAGCAUAGAUCUAAUUCUGUUCAUUAUUAUUGA
Molecule: messenger RNA, 1176 nt
Organism: Trichomonas vaginalis G3
Lineage: Eukaryota; Parabasalia; Trichomonadida; Trichomonadidae
Exons: 1
Coding region: 1-1176 (391 amino acids)
Source: RefSeq, a predicted model, not a curated record